CUGGAGGAGGUGAUGAAGGAGGACGGCUUCCACCCGGACCCCGCUCCCGACGCCCCCCGGGCCCUUCCCCGCCUGGUCCCGCGCGGUUCCGCCCCCCGGGAGCCGCCGCUGGCCCGGAGCCUCCGCGGGCUCUGCCUGGGGCCCCGCGAGCGGCCCGAGAAAGCGGCGAAAGCGGCGAAAACGGGGAAAACGGAGGGCUCGGAGCCGUUGGAGAGGGCGGCGAGGCCGCGCUUGGUGAUCACGGAGCAGCCGAAGCAGCGCGGGAUGAGAUUCCGGUACGAGUGCGAGGGGAGAUCGGCCGGGAGCAUCCUCGGGGAGAGCAGCACCGAGAGCAACCGCACCCUGCCCACCAUCGAGCUGCGGGGCUGCGAGGGGAUCCCGGAGGUUUCGGUCACCGCCUGCCUGGUGUGGAAGGAUUGGCCCCACCGGGUGCACCCGCACGGGCUGGUGGGCAAGGACUGCGCCCAGGGGCUGUGCCGGGUCCUGCUGCGGCCCCACAGCAACCCCAGGCACAGUUUCAGCAACCUGGGCAUCCAGUGUGUGAAGAAAAAGGAAAUCGAGGCCGCCAUCGAGAAGAAGCUGCAGCUCGGGAUCGACCCCUUCAAAGCGGGCUCCCUGCGGAACCAUCAGGAGGUCGAUCUCAACGUGGUCAGGAUUUGCUUCCAGGCCUCGUUCCGGGACCGCGCCGGGAUCCCGCGCAGCCUCAGCCCGGUGCUGUCGCAGCCCAUCUUCGACAAGAAGUCCACGAACACGUCGGAGCUGCGGAUUUGCCGCAUGAACAAAGAGAGCGGCCCCUGCACGGGCGGGGAGGAGCUGUACCUGCUCUGCGACAAGGUGCAGAAAGAGGACAUCGCGGUGAUUUUCCGCAAGGAGCCCUGGGAGGCGCGGGCCGAUUUCUCGCAGGCCGACGUUCACCGGCAGGUGGCGAUCGUGCUGCGCACGCCGCCCUACGCGCACCUGGAGCUGCGCGAGCCCGUGCAGGUGGAGGUGUUCCUGCAGCGCCUGACGGACAGCGUGCGGAGCGAGGGCUUCCGGUUCACCUACCUGCCCCGGGACACCGACGCGUACCGGGUGCAGGUGAAGCGCAAGCGGGGAAUGCCCGACCUGCUGGAGGAGCUCUCGGGGACAGACCCGUUCGGGAUCGAGGCCAAGCGCAGGAAGAAGCCCCCGGGGUACCUGGAGCACUUCAUCCCCCUGGGCCCCACAGGCGGCGCCUUCCCGGAGCCGCUGCCGCCGCCGGAGCCGCUCCCGUUCCCGUUCCCGCCGCUGGCUCCGCCCGCGCUGGGCGCGCUCGGGGAAUUCGCGGAGUUCCCGGAGCUGGCGGAGCUCGCGCUGCUCCCGGGGCCGCCGGAGCCGCUGGCGGAGCCCCCGGGGCUGGGCGGGGACCCCGCGCCCAUUUCCAGCCUGCUGGGCACGCACCUGUUCCCGGGGGAGGGCUGAGAGGGAAGCCCGAAAUACCCCCGGAAUUCCCUCAAAAAUUCCCCAAAAUCCGCUCGGAAUUCUCCCAAAAAUUCCCCAAAAUCCGCUCGAAAUUCUCCCAAAAAUUCCCCAAAAUCCGCUCGGAAUUCUCCCAAAAAUUCCCGAAAAUCCGCUCGAAAUUCUCCCAAAAAUUCCCAAAAAUCCCCUCGGAAUUCCCUCAAAAAUUCCCUA
Zonotrichia leucophrys gambelii is the source of this 1650-nucleotide messenger RNA. It is a transcript of the gene RELB, whose product is annotated as RELB proto-oncogene, NF-kB subunit. The transcript is spliced from 9 exons. NCBI's taxonomy places the organism in Eukaryota, Metazoa, Chordata, Aves, Passeriformes, Passerellidae. Gene Ontology annotation, cellular component: cytoplasm. Gene Ontology annotation, biological process: cellular response to stress; innate immune response; canonical NF-kappaB signal transduction. Bases 13 to 1440 code for a protein of 475 amino acids. The record is from RefSeq and is a predicted model, not a curated record. Gene Ontology annotation, molecular function: RNA polymerase II cis-regulatory region sequence-specific DNA binding; DNA-binding transcription factor activity, RNA polymerase II-specific.